AUGGGUGAUUCCGAUGCGAAAGAUGGUGAGAUCCCCAGAACCCUCCGUCGACCAUUCUAUCUCUCUGCAGCUCUGUCAUGGAGGCGGAAAAAGAAGCAUCACCAGCACAUUGGCUUGUUUUUCCAUGCGGAAAAGAAACCCUCUCAUCAAGGUUGGGUAAUAGUCUUAUGUGAUGUUAAAGACGAGGACUCUGAUGAUGAUGAUGAGAAAUUUGACAACUCAAUCCCAAAUUGGACAUAUGGGGAUUGUUUUUUGUGGAAUCCAGUAACAUUACAGACAAUUCAAUUACCAAAUUUACUCUCCUGGAUUACUAAACCUAAUGCAUAUCAACUGUUUGAUUGUAUUUUAUCAUCACCUCCUGGAGGAGCUCAUAAAGGUGGUGAUAAUCCAGUACCAGUAGUUCUAUUUCUUUUCAGACAAGAAGAUGAAGGGUUCGAUCAUGUGUUAGCAUUUUGCAACCGUGGAGACAAACAAUGGAGAACUCAAUUACUGUCUCGGGAUAUCAUAAAUAUAAAGCAACUUGUUUCCCUUCAUUGUUUCCGAGGUAAGUUAUACGCAAUGGGUUUAGACAAGGUACACCUAGAGAUACACCUCCUUGGAGCUAAUCAUCAUAAUGUUAGCCUUGCUACAAGGCCAUUCAAGGUAAGAUUCUGUGGAUUCUUUCAGUUUCGAGGAGCAAGGGGUGAAUCUAUGUGCUUAGUACAUUUUGUUGAGUGUUGCGAUGAAUUUUUCAAGAUUAACAUAAACUACAAUGAAAGGGGAUUUGAGAAGGUAGUAACCUCAAUACUUGUGAUGAGGUUGGACUUCACUUUGAUGCAGUGGAAGGUGGUGAGUUGUCUCAGUAAUCACGUUCUGUUUGCUGGGAGAAACACAGCUUAUUGCUUCAUUUCUGACUUGGGACUCACCAGGGGUUGUUUGUAUUAUACACUUUCUGAAGAUCAAGGGUUGUACAAAUUUGAUAUAGAAGACACCGCUGAAUCUGUUAUAUUGCCGUGUCUGAAAAUGCCAACACCAUGGUUCUCGUCAUCUUGGAUCACGUUGCCUAAUGGGCGGGGAAGAAAGGAUGGUGCGUCAGGUAAAGAUGAAGAAGAAAAAUGCCACAUACUUGAAGGGGGAAAGAAAACAAGUACAAUCCGUAGUUAUGAUGAGACAGUGAAUAAGAAUGAGAAUGCCAGUCAGGUUGAGAAACAUAAUCCUUGGCAUUUGGAAGAAGAAAAGCCAUGGUGCAUUCUUAACGGUGACACGGUGCAGUUGAUAGCAAGUUAUCUCCAUCCAGUGGAUUACGUGCAUUUUCGGUCAAUCAAUAAAGCGAAUCGAGAGGUAAUGCCUGUAGUGAAAUCUAGGUUCAUUCAUACUACUCAAACCUUUGAAACUGGAAAUUUAUUUCCAUGGCUGGUGUUCUCUAGAGAUAACAGCUCCGCCAUGUAUAAUUUUAUAAACCCGAUCCAUAAUAAUGAGAACUACCUCAUAAAGUUCUCGGAAUUGCUAGUAGGUGCCACAAUCCGUUAUCAAAAGGAUGGUUGGCUACUACUUUCCAGAGAGAAAGAGUUGUUCUUUUAUAAUCCUUUCUCAAGAGAGACCAUCCAACUUGCCGACUUUCAAGGGUGUCAUUACUUGUCAGACAUCUCUUUCUCCUCUUUACCGACUGCUCCAGACUGUAUUGUUUUUGGCAUUGAUAGAAGUGGUGUUGGUGCUUCUAUCACCAUUUACUCGAUUAGACGAGGAGAACAACAAUGGGAUUUCUUUAGUCUUGAAGAGUUUGAUGUUGAAAAAGAUUCGGCUUCACAAAACACUCCAACUUUGUUUGAUGGGGUCUUGUAUCCGGUAGGUUAUGAUGGAACUUUAAAUAAACUUAAUUUAUCGGAUGAUACGUAUGAACUUCUUCAGAAACCUUAAAUACGUUUUAAUGACUCGUAUCCAAGUUUCUUGGUGAAGUGUGGAGAAGAUCUCUUGCUAGUAAAAUUAGGAUGUCCCAAGAUGUUAGUUAGAAUCUAUCGAAUGGAUUUCUUUAAAAUGGAAUGGGUUAAAGUUGAAAGUUUGGGAAAGCAUAUGUUGUUCAUUAGCGACAUCACUUGUUUCUCAGCAAUUUCUCCAAAUAGUCGGAUGGAGAACAAAGUAUAUUUCCCUAGAGUAUACCUGGACAGCGAAGGAAUUUUAUGCUAUUCACUUGAAACAGGAUGUUAUCACUCUUUUGGUGGCACCUCUCAGCAUUCUGCUAAUAAUAUAUAUGGCACUAAGGGUUGGCAUUCAAACUGCACUUGGAUUCAGCCUAAUUGGUCGAAGUCCUCUCCUCAAGAGCUUGAUUGGCUGUGGAUGGAGUCUUGUUUGGAUACCAAUUCUAAAGAAACUGCUCAUUGUAAUCCAUGGGAAGAGAUCAGAGAACUCAUCUGGUUUUUUGCGAGCGACAUCAAUUUUUCUCACACAUACUUCAAUUUGUCUCCAGGCAUUUUUUGAGUGUGCAAUUGGCUCCUUUUUUUGAGGUUGAAAUUCGAGUCUCACUAGUUGCGAAACUUGAUUCUUUAGGGAUCAGAGAGGACCUGCGCAGGCUUGUAGACUCGACUGGUAUAUGAAGAUUGAUAAGAGUUGUGGUUGGA
This is a messenger RNA of Papaver somniferum (opium poppy), 2594 nucleotides long. RefSeq lists its product as uncharacterized. The record is from RefSeq and is a predicted model, not a curated record. The transcript is spliced from 3 exons. NCBI's taxonomy places the organism in Eukaryota, Viridiplantae, Streptophyta, Magnoliopsida, Ranunculales, Papaveraceae. Bases 1 to 1896 code for a protein of 631 amino acids.